UAACUAACUACCUAGUUACGUUUACCUACAUUUACUUUCCACAACUACGAACCUUGUGAAAUUGACACAAUUGAUUCUGAUCUCAUCCCUCCAAAUAACCCACCCACCUAAAGUGCGACAAACACGCUCGUUAAAACCCCAAAUACCAACAUCAUCAAUCAUUUACAUAGCACCAACUUUUUAUAGCCCAGCCUACUAAAAGUUGUUUGCUGUUUUGAUAUUUAAUUCCACCACACCGUACAAAUUCCUCUCUCGACGUACCCACACAACGAUUAGUGCUGGGUUCGUCGAGUUUUUUCUUGUUUAUGUCGACGCCUCUGAAUUAAAUUCUUGCCUGGAUUUGUUGUAGGAGAACGUGACGAGAGAAAGCAAGACAUAUAAAUUUAUCCUAAAGAUGGCUGUAACGGAUCCUGGGGCGUCAUCUAUCACGGUCGCAGUCCGAGUGCGACCAUUUACCAUCAGAGAAGCCGCACAACUGCACAGGAAUGACGAUGGAACGAUAUUCCUAGGAGAUGGCUCAUUGGCAGCUGCCCCCACACCGAAACUUAAGCAAAGUGGCAUUCGCUCCGUUAUUAAAGUGGUCGACGACAGGUGUUUAGUAUUCGACCCUCCUGAGGACAGUCCAGUUCAAAGGUUCUCGAGAUCGGUGGUACCCAACGGCAAAAAGGUCAAGGAUCAAGUCUUCGCAUUCGACCGAAUAUUCGACGACAACACAUCACAAACAGAAGUAUACGAAGCAACAACCAAGACCUUGCUAGACAGUGUCCUCGACGGCUACAAUGCGACUGUGUUUGCAUACGGAGCUACAGGAUGCGGCAAGACGCAUACCAUCACGGGCACAACCCAGAUGCCUGGUAUUAUAUUCUUGACCAUGCAGGAGCUCUUCGAGAAGAUUAGCGACCGCAGUGACGAGAAGCACACUGAAAUAACAUUAUCGUACUUGGAGAUCUACAAUGAAACCAUUCGAGAUUUGCUAGUUCCCGGAGGCAGCAAGCAGGGAUUGAUGCUCCGCGAAGAUAGCAAUCAGGCUGUCACUGUAUCAGGUCUCACAAGCCACCACCCCAAGGAUGUUCAAGAAGUUAUGGACAUGAUCGUUAAGGGGAAUGAAUACCGAACGGUGUCGCCAACUGAAGCGAAUGCUACUUCGUCUCGCUCACACGCCGUUCUUCAGAUUAAUGUAGCCCAAAAGGACCGCAACGCAUCCGUAAACGAGCCUCACACCAUGGCUACUCUGAGCAUCAUUGACUUGGCAGGCAGUGAACGAGCCAGCGCCACCAAGAACCGAGGUGAACGACUCAUGGAGGGUGCCAAUAUCAACAAGUCGUUGCUUGCAUUAGGCAGCUGUAUUAACGCCCUCUGCGAUCCACGAAAGAAGAACCACGUACCCUAUAGAAACAGCAAACUCACCCGACUUCUCAAAUUCUCCUUGGGUGGUAACUGUAAGACCGUCAUGAUUGUUUGUGUCAGUCCCUCGAGUGCACACUUCGACGAGACUCAAAACACGCUUCGAUACGCCAACCGAGCCAAAAACAUCCAGACUAAGGUGACGAGAAACGUGUUCAAUGUCAACCGACACGUCAAGGAUUUCCUAGUCAAGAUUGACGAGCAGAUGGCGUUAAUCAACGAGCUCAAGGCACAGCAGAAGGAAGCAGAGCGAAUAUCAUUCGCCAAAUUCCAAAAGCAGCUGGAAAAGAAGAAUUACUCGGUCAAGGAGGGGGUGCAAAGAAUUAAGACGGCAUACGAAAACUCGGAAGGCGAGAGGCAAGAGAAGGUUAACAUGAUGAAGAAGCAGCGCGGAAUCGAGCGCCGCAUCAGCCUUUUAUCAUCCUGGAUCGCCGCAUUCGACGCAGUCUGCGACGGGAAGGAGGACGAGGACGUGAUGCCCCCGAACUUGGUAGCAAUGCGCAAGACAGCAGUGGGUAUCCAGUUAGAACUCGAGGACAGCCGACAACACAUCCACCAGAGGCUGAAUAAGAUGCAUUGGGAGCGCGCUAUUGACGGAGCUCUCCAACAUAGUAUCAGCCAACUCCCUGGAGACAGACAUGUGGAUAAUGGUGAAAUCGAGAGUCUAACAAGAGAAGCUGAGCUGUGGAAAGCCAAGUUCGCCCGAGAAGCUGACCGCGAAGUACUUGAACAAGAUAAGGCAGGUGACGCGGGAAUUAUGCAAGUUCUCUUGACUGCCCAAUUUGAGAUCCUCACGUCACUCUCAGAAACGAUCAACAUGAGUGAAGAAGAAGCAGUCGCCCACGCCAAAAGCAUCAUCGGCCGUCUAUUAGAAGUCGGUUACUCAGCCACCUCGCAAGUCGUCAAGCCUGAUGGGGCUAAAAUGCCAGUCGAGGCCUUCCCACCUACGAAGCGUGGCACGCCGAAGCGGAAAAAGACCGCCAGUUUGGGUAAGGAUGCUUUGAAACCUAUCCCUAACCCUGUAUUUGGGGCUGUUGCGGGCUCUCUGCCCCAACCGACGUUCGGUUCUCCCAUGAAGGGCUCUCCGAGACGCCGUAAAGUCCUUAAUACACGUAAGGGUGUUUCGUUUACACCAAAGAAAAAGUCUCCUUCAAGACGUGCAGUGCGAUGGCGUGAUGAUGACGGUGAAUCAGGGACCCUAGCAGACUUCGAAAAGACUCCCCAGCGGUUCGAUUCAUCGCCCCAGCGUAUCUCACCGGCGAAGGCGAUUCCCACAGCUCCUAUCCCAUUCUCUCUACACAAGGAUAGCUCUGCGGACGAGUCAAGUCCUUCCAUUACCCUCCCUGAGACGUCAAGUAUCCCCGUUUCGAAGCCUAACAGGUUCCAGGCCGGAUUCCUGUCAAAAUCUCGUCCCUCGGAAAUCGGCGGAUCACCUACUGCCCCGACCAUAUCCAUAAACCUCACUUCGUCCGAAAAUGAGGAGAAACCUAGCCCGCUACGGAAUCUAGAUGUAUCUAGGGCCGGUAACAUCGGCUCGCCUAGAAGGCGUAUUUCGUCGCUAAGUCCUUCAUCCAUACCGCAGCCUCGCUUCACUUCCUUCUCGUCAGAUGAAAACCACGCCCCCUCUUCCGACUCCGAGACAUCCUUGAUUGACACAUCUAAGCUUCGUUCCGCUCUUCACGCAAGCAAAAGGCCCAAGCGACUCUCAUCGUUAGUAGGAAUGGUACCGGGACCGGCUGCAAACGGUAGGCGCGUGUCUUCUAUUGGCUCCCUUGGUAGCACCCACAAGCCCAACCACAGUUAUUCUGGCCCGUUGGCAUCAACCACUAACGGCAUAUCGCGUCUCCGACGUAGCAGUGGUGAGAGGCGUAGGAGCCCACCCAUCAGCUGUUCACCUCCAGACAUGGGAGUUAGAGACACCAAGGCAUUCACUCCCGGUCAAGCCAGGCGCAUGAACCUCAGCAAUAGCGUGCGAGCACCUGGCCUGCUGAGCCCGAGCGAACGAAGGGAGAUGAUGGAAGCUGGAGGGCACGGUGGCCGCAGUCGUCGCAUUACUAUUGGAGGCGCUGGGGUCACCGGAUCCAGGAAGGAUAAGGGUUCGGGUUGGCGAUGAGCUGAUGGACUACCGAAAACAUUCUACGGCUAGUGAUUGACGAAGGGUGGGAGUUUAUCGAUUUGGGUGGAUGCUUGCUUACUAGGAGUUUGUGGGUUUUCAUCAACAUAUCCUCAUUUUCCUCAUGAUAUGAUUUGAUAUGGUGGGGACGGGUUGUUGGCUUUCGACGUUACAGGCUUACAUGUUAGUACCCAAGUACCUACCUACCAGUAUAU
Hypoxylon fragiforme is the source of this 3732-nucleotide messenger RNA. RefSeq names its product kinesin-domain-containing protein. The coding region runs from base 395 to 3517 and encodes 1040 amino acids. The transcript is spliced from 4 exons. Lineage: Eukaryota; Fungi; Ascomycota; Sordariomycetes; Xylariales; Hypoxylaceae. Gene Ontology annotation, biological process: microtubule-based movement. Gene Ontology annotation, molecular function: microtubule motor activity; ATP binding; microtubule binding. The record is from RefSeq and is a predicted model, not a curated record.